AUGGACACUGAUCAGACAGUUUUCUAUCUCACCCCGGAGAGCGACUAUGCUUUGGAGAUCAUUCAACAUCCUGACAAUAGCAGCCGAACAUGCCAAAACCCUAGAGACCCAAAGAUGCUAUGCCUGCGAAUUGGAUUGGACCAAAAGUCCAAGAGCCCACCGUAUCUCGUCAGCUUCGGUAGACGAGACCAUAACGAUGUGAUCUUGAACAAGUACUUUCCGAAAACUGAUCAGUGCUAUUUCGAUUUCAGUAAGGAAACUGGAGAGCUUCUUCUCCACGACAUAUCGGAAUAUAGCGAUACGCAACUCACCGAGAUCGAAUGGAUCACCAAUGAAGACGAAGACGGAGACGGAGACGGAGAGAGAAAGGAGAAGCUAGGCUAUUCCCAAAUAUCGAGGGCCCGUCGGCAAUGUGUCGUGCUUCUCAGGCCUGACUUGUACCACGAUCGCGUCGAACGCCAGUGGCUCUUCCAGAUCCGUGAUGCUGAGUUCCGCUUGUUACCAGGAACAACACGUGGCCGGAGUGAAGCUCAACUGACCAAGGAGAGGUUGGCAUUCGCAAGAAACACCAACAAUGAUGGGACGAUCGAAAGGACUUUGCAGCAACUCGGCACGCUCGACCUGCAAUCCAAGGGAUUGCUAGCUCGUGAACCCCAUAGUACUUGGUUCCGAACCUCACCCAAGCGGGAAAAAGACAAGGUGAUCCGAAUCAGAAAGCUCAAACCGCUUGGAAGAGGCGGCCAAGGUGAAGUGCACGAGGUUGUCGACAUGUAUACCGGCGCGCACUACGCUUGCAAAAUCGUCGACGUAAGGACAGAGGUAACUCAAUGGAAGAUCCAUUCCGAGAUAGAGUUCAAGAUGAGAGUGAAAAAAGCGGUAGAAAUAGUCCAGAAGCUGACGCAUCCUCAUAUCGUGCCGUACACACACACCCAGGAAUCCAAAACCAGCCACGACAUCCAGAUCUUCAUGCCUGUCUAUGAGGGCAACCUCCACGAUCUACGGCAAGCGCUCAGAGACCAGGGGCAAGAGGGGGUACGAACCAUAACCAGCAAGAUGCUAUACCAGAUGUUACAGGCACUGGAUUUCGUUCAUACUCAUGAUCCGCCAAUCAUACAUCGAGACGUUAAGCCUCCGAAUAUCCUCCACCGCGGCGGCAACUUCUUUUUGAUAGACUUCGGGAUCGCCAAAGCCGUCGAUGCAUCAAAUACUGUCGUUGGAACGGGAUCGUAUAUGGCGCCUGAAGUUAGGGAGAACAGGCAGCAGACGCCCAAAGUUGACAUAUGGGGGCUCGGCGUGACAGUGGUGGAGUGUUUAGAGCAACCCGAAGACUUUAGGACAAGACAGUUUACGGAGUGGGAGCAGUGGUACGAGUAUCUCCAGACGAGUCUGAACCAACAUCACUUUCCUUUCGCAUCUAUGGUCACCGUCGACACCGAUCGGCGUCCAACGGCUCGCGACCUACUACAAAGCUGGCGGACGAAUGUCACCUUGAGUUCAGCAGCACCGCCGCUUUCUUACCAGCUAAACGGAACGACAACGAUAAACUCUGCAUCACCUAUUCUCAUGGACUGGACACAAACGGUACCCACGACUCCACCGGCGCAGCCAGGAGCCAGACGUGGAGAGUCUUUCAAGUCUGUGAGGUCUCGCAACGAAAGGGAGAAGAAAGAUUGCAAGCGUAAGAGGUCAUCGCAGAAUGGGGAUGCACCGUCUCACUCCUCAGGGGAAUCAGAACGAACGCCAGGCAGAACUCUGCGACCGAGACCGAAACGGAUUCGUAAGGCAGAGGAGAGAUAG
Molecule: messenger RNA, 1797 nt
Organism: Fusarium oxysporum Fo47
Lineage: Eukaryota; Fungi; Ascomycota; Sordariomycetes; Hypocreales; Nectriaceae
Product: kinase-like protein
Exons: 3
Coding region: 1-1797 (598 amino acids)
Biological process (GO): protein phosphorylation
Cellular component (GO): cytoplasm
Molecular function (GO): ATP binding; protein serine/threonine kinase activity
Source: RefSeq, a predicted model, not a curated record